Pecten maximus is the source of this 10267-nucleotide messenger RNA. RefSeq lists its product as uncharacterized. Lineage: Eukaryota; Metazoa; Mollusca; Bivalvia; Pectinida; Pectinidae. Gene Ontology annotation, biological process: protein localization to ciliary inversin compartment. Gene Ontology annotation, molecular function: protein binding. Gene Ontology annotation, cellular component: ciliary inversin compartment. The record is from RefSeq and is a predicted model, not a curated record.
UGGACAUUUCAAGUAUUCCGAAUUUUACCAGAACUUUUACGGAGUUUGGGACAGGUGUUACUCAGGAGAGUUCAUCCAAUUCUCUUUGAUUGUUGACCAUUAUAAGAGGACUGCAUUCGUCACGGAACACCGUGGAUUUAGACGGAGUUUUUGUGUCGAUUCCAGAAGUUUAAGAUUCCAGAUUCAUGUGCGUGGUGGUCUCGGUACUUUUGUGUGCCAGGAGAGUUGUUACUGGACACACUACGUAAAACAAUGUCUUCUGACUCACACUCAACUUCUCACGCCACGAGAAAGAAAAGGAAGAAAAAUCUGUCACGAGAGCAAACGAACAACAAACACCGACUAUCAACUUCAUCUAUCAAUCUAAUGGAUAUUCAUAUCUUAUGCAUUAUUUUACAACGCGGACAAAGGAAAUAAAAUGGCAGACAAAGAUGAUACGGAACGAAAGAAAUCUGGAAAGACAAAUACAAUGAAAGCAGGAUCGAAAACCGACGGUAGUAACGAGGACUCGAGUCGCAUUAACUCUGGAAAGUCAGGGAAAAGCAAUGUACUGUCAACACGAGGAGGGACUGGACGAGCAUCAGCUAGAUCUGGAGGAACUGCUACGGGUCACGUAGACAAGCAGCGUGUGGACUCUGGGAGGUCGGAUAGAACUUACAUAGUGGCGACACGAGAUGGGUCUGGGAGAUCAGGUAAAAGUAAUGUGCUGGCGACACGAGAUGGGUCUGGGAGGAUAUCAGCUAGAUCUGUCACAGGCAACGGAAGAGCAAGUGCAAGCAAAGAAGAAACAAAGAUAGAUGAAUCUCAAAUAUCAGAUACUAGCACAGGAAACGGAAAACGCGAAGGAUCCGGAAAAACAGGCGAGAACAACGCUCAGACAGGACAGAACGAGUCUGAACGAGCUGCUACUAGAAAUGAAGAUAUGGCCCGAGCAGGAUCAGGAAGGACAGUUUCAGUAAGAGAAGGGUCUAAAUCUCGAACGGAUGACACCAGCAAUGGAAACACCAAACGAGAAGGAUCGGGGAAAUCGUUAAAAAGCAAUAUACAUACGACAAGAAAUGGGUCUGGAAAAGAAACAAUUAGCAACAAAGACACAGUACGCGCAGGAUCGGGAAGAGCCAGCAAAAGCAAUGGUGACAUAGCUCAAGAGCAUGUGUCUGAGCAGAGAGCACGGGAUUCAGGGUCCAAUGACUCUGAAAAGGCAGAUACUACCAAAGGAAACAUGGAUCAGGAGAGGUUAGAAAGAGAAAACACAGGCAAUAGAGGUAAUGAGCAAGAUGGAACUGAACUGGAAAUGAACGAGAACAAGAGGGAGAAGAGUGGAAUGUCAGUAUCAGCCAAGGAGGAUAUCGCUAGAGAACAAUCAGCAAGAUCAGAUAAAAGCACUACGGGGAGUAAACGAUUUGGGCCUGGAAAGACAGAUGUUACCAAUGAAGAUACAGACCCUCGGAUGUCUGGAAAGUCAGGUAAGAUGGACAAAGAAGUGAAACAAGAAGGCUCUGGCAAGGAAAACGCUAAUAACAAAAGUAAUUCGAGAGAGACAUCUGGAAAGUUAGAAACAGGCAACAAAGUAAAAAGUGGUCAGAAGACGGAGAAUAAAGACGGUGAAACAAAAUCUGGCAACGUGGAAACUAAAAGUAAGGAAAGUAAGGAACAAGGCCUGGGAAGGGCAAACUCAGCAGAUUUAGCACUUGAAGAAUUAACAAGGUUGAACACUUUCACAGAAGAAGGUGAUAUUGACAAGAUUAACUUCUUCCGGAUAUGCAAGUGCUUAGUGGAACAUAUCCCAUUGAUAUUAGCAGAUAUUUUAGCUAUAUACGUUUCACCAAAGAAGCUUAGAUCUGCCAUUCAGAAGAAGAAGACUUUGCAGCUAAGUCACAAUCAAAACCACGUCAUCGAUGAAGGGAAGGUUCCAGAUUAUUCCAAGUUCGACAUAACCUUAUUUCACUUAUUGUUUUGCAACUUAUGCCCGAAAUGUCCAAAACCGUCCCAUGACUGGGGUGUAUAUCCAAAGGCUAGUGUGGAAGACACAGUUGGGGAUGAUAUAGAGCGAAUUCGGAAGCUUAAGAAUAAUGCCUACGGCCAUCUUGAUUAUUGCUUACUCCCAACCACGAAAUUCAAACGGAUGUGGGGGGACUUUGGCGAUUUGAUCAGUCGCCUAGAAAAGCUUGUGAAGCGCGCCACUUACAAGAAGGCAUUUGAUGAACUGGGAAACACCAGGAUAAAUCACUUGGUGGACGAGGAGCAUGUACGAACCCUGAAGGAAUGGAGGGAUAUGGAUACACAACUCGACAUCAAAACAGGAGAAACUCUGAAAGAACUUGAGCCAGAAUUCAGAAAGACUAGGAAAAGCAUUGACAAGAUGAAAAGGAAUAGAUGCAGUCAGCCAGGAAUUCUCUCCAAAAGUCGCAAUGAUCCUGACUCGAUAAAGUUCCAAAUGGAAUCCAUGGAGGAAAGUCUUCUCGACUCACGGAAGAAUGUGCGCCAAACUAAAUGGUCAAAGAAAGGACGCAUUCGACAUCUUAUUGCUCUGAGGAAUGAUAUCCAGAAAAUCCGAGAAACCACAAAAAUCAAUGUACAAAAACUGGACGGAAUGCGAGCUUACACCAAAGCGUUGCUAGGCGAUUUCGAGGAGUAUGUGAAACCAUCCUUAAUAGAAACUCAGAACUUCAAUAUGGCAAAACGGAUAUUUGCGGAUUUUGGUUUCGUAUUUCUAAUUGGACUUCCGGGUGAAGGUAAAACCAGCAUUGGAAUGGACUUACUUAAUCAGCCAUACCGAGACGAUUUGGAACAACCUAUACGACUGAUCCUCACGUCACCCAAACAGUUUACAGAAACCAUCGACCCCACCAGGAAAUACACUCUCUUCAUCGAUGACAUAUUUGGGAAGUUGUGUAAAGAUCAAUCGCUUAUCGAUGGUUGGACUGGUCUGUUAGAAAUGAUGAUGCCACUCUUCCACAAGAAACGGAUCCGCGUUAUAAUGACCAGUCGUCCUUACAUCUACAAGGACUGUUCAUCUUUGCCUGCCAUUCGCAAGCAUAUCCGUUCUCGAUUAGUAUUGAAUUUAAUGGAACGAGAUAAUAAACACGUUGCUCUUGAAAGAAGACAGAUUUUAGAAAUACAAACUAAAACCCAAAAAGCUCUAGUUCCAGAGGAGCUGGUGAGUAUCAUAUUGAAAUCAACUCCUGCUAACUUCGGAUUCCCUGUCUGCACAAGGCUCCUCCUCACAUCAAGAGUAAAACAAGCCUUCAAGACACCACGGCAGUAUUUCAUCGAAGAGUUCGACAAUCUGUUUAUGACAAACCACACAAAGUAUGUGGCGCUUGCGAUGGUGUUUCUAGUAUAUUCCGAUAUUGUUUACGAAAACCAGGAUCAUCCAAGACAACUCAGCGUACAGCUUAACCGUUUAUUCAAAGCAAAGGACUUGACCCCAAAGGCAAUCGAGAACGCACUGAAAAGUAUGGAAAACGUGUAUGUGUUUUAUUCUAAAGCUAAUAAGUGCUAUCAGUUUAUUCAUGAUGUUCUGCACGAAGCAAUGUGUCAGUCUUUGUCUAAACACUAUCCUCGAAAGUUGAUAGCGUCUUCGCCUUUGGUAUAUCUAAACUAUUUCUCGAUAACCAAGAACACACAACACCAGUAUGACAUGACACUAAACACGGAGAAGGAUACAGCCGUCCACUUUCCUGUCGUUCACCAAAUAGCCCUCAAGGAAAGAAUCGCACAAGAAUUAGCUACAAAACAGCCGGAAAACUUCAUGAAAGUAGCUGGAAUGAAAACUUGGCAGUUGGAUGAGGCUUCAAAUUUCCAGGAUGUAUUUCUUACUCGUGAUACGUCAGGGGUUCCUCUUCUUGUGUAUGCCGCAAUGGUUUCAAACGUCGAUCUAACGCAAGCCAUAUUGGAAACAAUUCCUAUACGUAGCGAUGAGAUGGCAGCGGAUAUCUAUAACGCCUUGGUAGAAUCAUGCAGACGUGGGAAUCAGAGGUGUUUCUUCUGUUUGCUUAAUGAAUGGAAAGGGAAAAUGAACUCUGAAAUGGCCCUUGCUGCUGCCGAAGGAGGUGACGUGGGUAUAUUGAAACACAUUAUGCAGCAGGUUGAUGUGGGAGUUCGUAAUAAAGAUGGCGAUACUUUACUCAUGAUAGCCGCAGAGAAGGGACAUCUAGCUUGUGCAAAACUUUUGACAGGCAUUGACGUAUCAAUAGUAAAAGAAACGGGAUCUAAAAAGGGAGGGGUGUUACAUUCCGCUGUACAAGGCCAGAAUGACGAUGUCAUAAACUGGCUGAUCAAGAGAGUCGCUGACGACUUGUCGGUAGAUGAAACGGACGAAUUAUUUGCGAAAAGGGACAGCAAUGGUCGAACGGUUCUACACACAGCUAUCUGUGAACAGAACAUUGGGAUAGCACAGGUGCUACUCGAGGUUUUUGACUUCAGUUACCUCAGCAUUACUGACAAUAACGGAGAAAAUGUUUGGCAUCUAGCGAACUAUAACGUAAAGAGGAGUUGGUAGUACAUGCUGAACAAUGUAUCGGAAAUCGUCACAUCAUCUGACGAUUCCGGAGGGACAGCUCUGCACCAUGCGGCUGCAGGAGGGAGCGUCAGAAUUUUCAAUGAAUUACUUCAAGCUGGCCUUUCGCCAUACGGAACAACAAACGACGGAAAUACAGUACUUCACAGGGCAGCACUUCAUUGCAGACUUGAAGCUGUCAAAUAUAUACUGCAUUCAAUACCGGACAUAACAAAGAAAAAGAACUCUUCAAAGUGGACUGCUCUCCAUUCCGCUGCAGCAGGCGGAAGUGUUGGAGUAUUCAAUGAACUUGUAAAAGCGAAGUUAGAUCCAUUUGAUCGAACAAAUGACGGAUGUACAGUGGUUCACAUUGCAGCACUAAAUAUUCACGAGGAAUUAAUAAGAUUUCUUGUUUCGAGUAGAGAGGAACUACUGUCCUUGACAAACGAUGAUGGAGAAACUGCACUGCAUUCUGCCGCAGUUGGUGGUGAUAUCAAUGUGUUCGAUGUACUAAUGAAUGCGGGCUUGUCCCCUACAGCUAAAACAAAAGACGGUAGAACUGUUUUGCAAAUAGCGGCGUACUUCGGACGAACAAAGCUCGUGAAACACAUCAUCGCUUCCCAGCCUGAUACGAUUAUGUUACGGGAUAUGUCAAUGCGAACAGCACUCCACUAUGCUGCCGUCGAUGGCAAUAUCCACAUGUUCACAGACCUUCUUAAUGCAGGGCUACAACCGAGGACUGUCACUGUGGAUAAAGUAUCCGUGUUGCAUAUAGCUGCAUACAACGGCAACAUUAACUUAGUCAGAUACUUAAAGAGGAACCAUUCAGAAAUCUUUCCACUGAAAGACGAUCAGGACCGUACAGCUCUACAUGCCGCGGCUGCUGGGGGCAAUGUUACGGUGUUCAUGGAGCUGUCUAGAGCCGAGUUAUCACCGACGUCGGUAACUAAAUCUGGUGCUACCUCCUUACACCUCGCUGCUUAUACGGGAAAAAUAGAACUCCUAAAAGAAAUCAUCGACAAGUUCUCUCACAUUGUACCUCUCGUUGAUAAUCAAGGAAAUACAGCUAUGCAUUUUGCAGCCGCAGGUGGACAUGUCAAUAUAUUACCGCAAUUAACAAAGGCAGGACUUUCUCCAACAUCUGUAACCAAUGAAGGGAGCACCAUUCUUCACCUUGCUGUUGGAAGUGGUCGAGUUGAAAUGGUGACUCACGUCAUCAAUAAUAUAACGGAAAUCAUUCCAACCGUGAAUAAGUAUGGAGAAACGGUGAUGCAUCACGCGGCAGCGGCAGGAACAGUAUACGUCUUCCACAAACUGACACAAGCCGAUCUUUCCCCGGAAGGAAAGACGAGAGACGGGCUAAGUGUUUUACAUGUAGCUUCAUUCAGUGGAAAGUUAGAAUUAGUCCGACACAUCAUCAGCAAUAUCGCAAACGUCGUAUCAGUGUCAGACGAUUCACACUGGACUGCAUUGCAUUCAGCUUCGGCAGGCGGACACGUCAAUACAUUCGCCGAACUGGUUCGUUCAGGAUUUUCGCCAAAAUCGGUCACUUCCGAUGAGUCCACUGUAUUGCAUUUAGCUGCAUUCAACGGAAAUGCUGACUUGUCAAUGUAUAUCAAAAGUAACAUACCCAAUAUUGUUCAGGCUUUGGAUAGCGAAGGAUGGAAUGCUUUGCAUGCAGCUGCUUCAUCUGGUAGCUUAGACACAUACAAGGAACUUGUACAAGCUGGACUAUCCCCUACGACCUCUACUAAAGGCGGCAGCUCAGUUUUACAUAUAUCAGCUUAUUACGGACACGCGGAUCUAGUUAAAUAUAUCAUCAAAACGACACCGCAAUUGGUUUCGCUGGUUGACAAAGCUGGUCGUACAGCAUUGCAUGAUGCUGCGGCCUCCGGAAACAUGGAUGUGUAUAAUGAACUGAUAAAUGCUGGAUUGUCACCAACGGAUUCCCCUCAUGACGGAACAACAGUAUUACAUAUUGCUGCAGAAAACUGCCACUCUGAUCUGGCGAGGCAUAUCAUCAUAAAAACACCAGAUAUCGUCUUGUACAUGGAUCGCACAGGUAAAACAGCACUUCACGCGGCUGCUGCUGGUGGUACCUGGGCCCUUUUUAAGAAAGUGUGCCAAUUUGGAAUUAGUCCUAAAUGUACAACCGACAACGGCAGCACUGUCCUUCAUAUCGCGGCAGAACACGGCAAUGUCCCUCUGGUCAAGACCCUUGUCCAAGGUAUAAGCGAAUUGGUUCAAAUCGUUGACGACGAAGGAAGAACGGCCAUGCAUUUCGCCGCAGCAGGUGGUAACGCUGACGUGUUUGAUUUGUUGCUAAAAGCAGGCCUAACUCCGGAACCAGCGCCAAAUUCCAGCAACACCGUUUUACAUGUAGCUGCAUAUAGGGCACACAUAGACUUAGUUCGAUACGUUAUUAGGAAUCUACCAGAGAUGGUUCCUCUUACAGACGAAUCAGGAUGGACCGCAUUACACUACGCCGCCGCAGCUGGGAAUAUGCAGGUUUUCUUCAUUCUACUCAAAGCUGGUCUGUCUCCAAGACAUGUCACACACGACGGUAGUACUGUUCUCCACAAGGCAGCAUUCUGUGGAAACCUCGAACUUGUCGAAUUUAUUCUUGAAGUUGUACCUGCAAUAAUCCCCAAGAGCGAUUCUUCAAACUGGACUGCGAUUCAUUCUGCUUCGGCUGGAGGAAGCGUUAAUAUAUUUACGACUCUGAUUGGGAUAGGCUUAUCUCCUAGAAAAGUGACUAGCGGUGGAAGUACAGUUCUACACAUAGCAGCAUAUAACGGCAGAUUUAAUUUGGUAGAGUUCAUCAUUGAUCAUAUUCAGGACAUCAUACAUCUUAUUGACGAGUCUGGAAAAUCUGGUUUGCAUUAUGCAGCCGCUGGUGGCAAUGUAAAAGUGUUCAACGAAUUGGUUCAUGCCGGACUUUCUCCACAGGCUACAACUAAAGACGGUAGUACGGUACUGCAUAUAGCUGCAACAAAUAGCCGGAAAGAAUUGGUGCAAUACAUUAUCGAAAAUAAUCCCAUUUUAAUUCCCCAAGAGGACGCAUCAGGUUGGAACGCUUUGCAUGCUGCUGCUGCUGUGGGCUGUAUCGAGGUCGUCUCACUUCUGAUUGAGGCUGGAAUGUCUCCUGGCGUCCCAACACAAAUAGGACGGACAAUCCUUCAUGUGGCCGCCUAUAAAAGUCAAAUCUUGCUAGUAAGGCACAUCGUCAAACAUUACAAGGACAUUAUUCAUAUCACCGACAACACUGGGAAUACGGCAAUGCAUUCGGCGGCGGCUGGGGGGAACGUUGGUGUGUUUAUAGAACUGAUCCAUGCGGGUAUUCCUCCCCAAGCCACCACCCAAGACGGAAGCACACUUUUACAUAUAGCAGCCAACAAUGGGAAGACUGAUAUCGCUCGCUACAUUAUACAAUACAUAAAGGACAUUGUUCCGGUUACAAACGAUACAGGUAGGUCUGCAUUGCACUGUGCAGCAUCAGGAAGGAAUACCGCAGUCUUUGACGAUCUCGUUCGAGCAGGGUUAUCUCCCAGUGACAAGACAAAGGCUGGGAAGACAGUAUUGCAUGAAGCAGCAUACUCCGGGAAGCCUGAUUUCAUCAGAAGAAUUGCCAAGAAGUUUCCUAAAAUUCUACAAAUAACUGACGAAUCAGGGCGAACUGCCUUGCACUAUGUCGCAGCAGGCGGAAAUGUUGAAGCGUUUAAUGCUCUGGUCAUGGCUGGUUUGUCAGCGGGUGACAUUACGAAAGACGGUAGUUCUGUGCUUCACAUUGCUUCAUUCAACGGAAACUUGGAACUUGUAAUACAUAUUGUAGACAACAUUUUAGAAAUAAUUCCGAUGAUUGACUCUAGUGGAAAAACUGCUCUUCAUCACGCAGCUGCUGGUGGAAAUGUAGAAGUAUUCGUCGAACUUCUACAGGCUGGCUUGUCUCCGAAAACCACCACAAAUGAUGGAAGCACCGUCCUUCAUAUUGCUUCCUAUAAUGGUAAACUAGAUCUUGUACAAUACAUCAUUCGAGCUACAAGUGAUGUUCUACCUCUGGCGGACGAGUCGGGGCGAACUGCACUGCAUUACGCCGCCGCUGGUGGUAACGUGGAUGUAUUUAUUGAGCUUGUAGAAGCUGGUCUAUCGCCCAGUUCGAAGACAUCCAGUGGAAGCACCGUCCUUCAUCUAGCGGCAGCUACAGCACAGUUGAACUUGGUAGAACACAUUCUCACUACAAAUCAAAAUUUCAUCUAUUCUACCGACAGCCAAGGCAGAACAGCACUUCAUGUAGCUGCCGGUAAAAAUGGGUCGUCGGAGGUUUUUGACUCUCUUGUCAAAGAAGGGUUGUCUCCCAUGUUGAAAGACAAACAUGGUAACACACCGCUUGAUCUGGCCAAUACUCUUAUCCACCAACACGUAAAGAAAAACCAUGCAGAAUUCCAUGCCUCCUAUCAAAGAAUCAAGACUCCAAGACCGGAGGAUUCAGUUGACGAACAAGAAAAAAUGUCACCUGCGAAGGAAAAAAACAAAAACCAAAAAUCUAAAGCGUGUGUAAUUCAAUGACAUUUUAAAAACGUUCUCAUUUAGACUGAAAACUGUGUUCUGAAAGUUUUGUUAAAAUAGCAUAAAACACUUAAGACAAAACGGUCUUUACACUAUUUCCCAUCUCUCAAUGUCUAUAAAUGUACAUUUUAAGGAUUUACAUAAUGCACGUAAUCCAUAUUAUAUACAAACUCUUAGAAAUCAUUACGAUACAGUAGGACUAGGAUUAUGUGCCAUGUCCCCGUGCUUCAGACGACUGGGUAUACAUGUACUAGGAACGUUUUGUGUUUUGUGUUUAAAGAUUACCAAAGGAGCUGAUAUUACUCUUAUCCAUGCUGCAAUAAUAGUGCAGCUAUAACACCCAGUGGGUCAUGUGACAUUAGAAUUAAAUGAAUUAUAUAUCCACAUUUCGGCUUGAAAAAAUAAAUUGUCGAAACGUAAGUUUUCUGAGUUACAUGAUCAAAAGUAUUUUACAUUUGUUUUUAUUUCAUAUGAGGUUUUAUGAAACUUUUUCGAAGUUUUAAUUUCCGUUCGCCAAGGCUUGCAAAAAUAAAAACUUCAGAAACUAAAUGUUUCAUGAUAUAUCAUAUGAAACGAAGAUCUUAUAUGUAUUGGAUAUCUAUAUGAACAUGUACCAAGCAACAAAACUGUUAUGUAUAGCGAGUGUUUUAUAAAAGCAUUUGAAUCAUUUGUGCCAAAUAGUUGUACAAGUUUUACACUAGUCACGUUAAUUUAGUAAAAUUGAAUGCAAUUAUUCUGACUUUUUAUCGACUUAUUAUAUCCUUCUGUCAAUCAUUAAUCGUCAGAUAAAACGUCCGACUAAUUUCGACUCCACUGAAUAAAUAUUGUACACGUGUAUACCAAAGUAAAAAUGGAUUCUGUGAUGUUUAUUGACACAACAGAUGUGCUGUUUACACUAUGAUCACUUAAUAUCUAUCAUUUACAAGUAUGUUCUGCUGUGAUGUGCCAUUGAUAAUAAUUGUAAUAACUUUUUAUUUCCUGGAUAUUUUUUUGUAAUUAUUAUUUUUAAUCUAUAAGAAUUGUUGUAUUACCUGAGGAGAAACAUAGUUAUCACUGCUGUUGAGGAUGUCCAAGGGACAACUGUAUUAUUGUGUAGGUUAUCUCCCUUACAUAAACAAUUUUCAUAAGUGAAUUCUUUGCUCAAACUUUCACCUAAAUUUGACUGAUAUUUUCACAUGAGAAAAGAUAUUAAAGAAUCUU